UUAUAUCCGAAGCCCCACGGAGCCGCCUGGUUCCUCUGGACUUGCAUCUUCUCCGGACCCGCAUCUUCUCCUUGAACUCGCCCCUUCCUGCUCCGGCAGCAGGAUGCAGGCGGCACCGGCUCCAUCCCAUGUCCAGCAGGUGAGCUCCGGCUCCAGCGCAGGAGGGUGCGGAGCGUGUGGUCCCGGCUUCGCCUCCCCCCUGGACGCCAUGAGAGGUCCCCGGGAGGAGAUCAUAUACGUGCCGUGCAUCUACAGGAACACCGGGAGACAGAAACCCGACUUCCUGGCCACGGUGGAUGUCGACCCCGCGUCCCCACGCUACUGCCAGGUGAUCCACCGGCUGCCCAUGCCCAACGUGGGGGACGAGCUGCACCACUCGGGCUGGAACGCCUGCAGCAGCUGCUUCGGGGACGUCACCAAGAAGCGCAACCGCCUGGUCCUCCCCAGCCUCAUCUCCUCCCGCAUCUACGUGGUGGACGUGGGCACCGACCCACGCGCCCCCCGGCUCUUCAAGGUUGUCAACCCCGAGGACGUGUUCUGGAGGUGCGACCUGGGCUACCCCCACACCUCCCACUGCCUGGGCAGCGGCGAAAUCAUGAUCAGCACCCUGGGAGACCCAGCUGGCAACGGCAAAGGUGGGUUCAUCCUGCUGGACGGGGACACCUUCGAGGUCAAGGGGAACUGGGAGAAAGGGGACAAGUCCCCACCGAUGGGUUACGACUUCUGGUACCAGCCGCGCCACAACGUCCUCAUCAGCACCGAGUGGGGGAUCCCCAAAUGCCUGGGGUACGGCUUCGACCCAAACGACCUGAAGAAAGGGCGCUACGGGCGCCGGCUCAACGUGUGGGACUGGACGGCGCACACCUACGUUCAGGCCAUCGACCUGGGCGAGGACGCGGCCCCCCUGGAGAUCCGCUUCCUCCACAACCCCGAGGCGGCCGAGGGCUUCGUGGGCUGCACCAUCAGCAGCGCCAUCCACCGCUUCUACAAGACUGAGUGUGGAACCUGGGCAGCCCAGAAGGUGAUCCAGGUCCCCAGCAAGAAGGUGCAGGGGUGGCUCCUCCCGGAGAUGCCAGGCUUCAUCACCGACAUCCUCAUCUCGCUGGACGACAGGUUCCUGUACUUCAGCAACUGGUUACACGGGGACGUGCGCCAGUACGACAUCUCCGACACCCGCCGGCCGCGCCUGGUGGGACAGGUCUUUGUGGGCGGCAGCAUCACCAAGGGGGGACCCGUGACCGUGUGUGAGGACGAGGAGCUGCCAAGCCAGCCGGAGCCCUUUGUCAUCAAGGGGAAGCGGGUGCCGGGGGGACCCCAGAUGAUCCAGCUCAGCUUGGACGGGAAGCGGCUCUAUGUCACCACGUCCCUGUACAGCGCCUGGGACAGGCAGUUCUACCCCGACCUCAUCAAGGAAGGCUCCGUGAUGCUGCAGCUGGACGUGGACACGGAGCGGGGCGGCCUGAGUGUCAACCGCGGUUUCCUGGUGGAUUUUGGGCGGGAGCCCGGGGGGCCCUGCCUGGCGCACGAGAUGCGCUACCCCGGCGGGGACUGCACCUCCGACAUCUGGCUGUAGGCACCUCCAGCUCCCCGCGCCCCAACACCCCCGCGUGCGUGGGCGCUGGGGCUCCAGCACUCAGCAAAGCCCGAGAAACCGUGCGCCCCGUGCUCGCUUCAAUAAACCCGGAGGUCACCGUCCUCCUCCUCCUCCGCU
Messenger RNA from Columba livia (rock pigeon), 1711 nucleotides. RefSeq names its product methanethiol oxidase. Gene Ontology annotation, molecular function: selenium binding. The record is from RefSeq and is a predicted model, not a curated record. NCBI's taxonomy places the organism in Eukaryota, Metazoa, Chordata, Aves, Columbiformes, Columbidae. Bases 104 to 1573 code for a protein of 489 amino acids. The transcript is spliced from 12 exons.